AUGGCGGCGGAGGUGAGCUCCAUCGCCAGGAUGCUCCGCGGGGAGGCGGGGAAGCGUAGGGCCGGCGCCGCCGGGAAGGCGCCGGAGAUGGUGACCAUGGAUCUGCUCGGCGGGUGCGGCGGCGACGCCGGCGGGCAGGACGAGGUCGUCGACCUCGAGGUCAAGGUGCCCGCCGGCUGGGAGCGACGGCUUGAUCUGCUGUCCGGCAAGACGUUCCUGACCCCUCAUCGCCACCAGGCCGCCCAAGACGGGCAGCCGGACCUCAACCUGCCUCCCACGGCGACAACCGCUCCCGCCGCCGCCGUCACCACAUGCGCGGCGGUCUGCACCCUCGACAUGGUCCGCGACGCCCUACAGCGCGCCGCCGCCGCGCGGUCAGCCCGCUCGCCGGACACUUCGUCCUCCUCGUCUGCGUCCACCUCGUCGUCGUGCCCCUCCCUGGGAAAGCGCAGCCGCUCGCCGCCUUCAAGCACGGCGUCGCCCCCCGCGAACCCGGCCAUGCGCGCGUCCGCGUGCCCGUCCUGCCUCACGUACGUGCUCAUCGCCGAGGCCGACCCCCGGUGCCCGCGGUGCGCGUCCAAGGUGCCGCCGCUCCCCACCAAGCCCGCCGUCCACAGCAGCGGGAAGAAGCCGAAGAUUGACCUGAAUGCCGCCGCCGAUGAAACCGAGUGA
Molecule: messenger RNA, 672 nt
Organism: Triticum turgidum subsp. durum (durum wheat)
Lineage: Eukaryota; Viridiplantae; Streptophyta; Magnoliopsida; Poales; Poaceae
Source: the annotation of a GenBank genome assembly